AUGCGGGAACUGGAGAAGCAUAAUGAAUUUCUUAAUUCAUUUCUGCCUUUCUCUCCUCCUUUAGCAGCUUCUUCGCCGUGUUCUUCCCUAAAAAAUUGCAGCAAUGACAGCCUCAACACCAGCAGCAGCGACAGCCUCCACACCAGCAGCAGCAACAACAGCAGUGUUAUCGAGGAGACAUUGAAUGGCCCAUUAGGUCCAACGUUAAAAAAGAGGAAAGUCGCAGGUGAAUGCAGAAAAGUGAGCUUGGAGGUGGAUGGUGUGUUGGCAAAGUACCACGCGACCCUUUCCUGUGUAUUAGGCAAUAGUUUUUUGCAUGGUACCGAUGAGGAGAGAGGGAAGGUCUCAGAAACCAUAUCCGAAGUGGUCAAUUUGGUCAUGGAGGCACGAGGAGCUAAGAAAGGACUAACAGAGCUCCUCUUGCCAACAACGCAUCAGCGUCUGCUAGAAAGUAUGCGAGUGCCUGAUUGGGUCUUGCUCUAUUUUAAGUUGCAAGCCAAAUUACCAGAUGCUGCAUGGCAAACACUGCUCAACCUUACUCAGCUUGGAAGAAGUGGGGUAAGCUUCACCUUAUAUACUGUUUUGAAAAUAUAUGUUUAUUCAAGCUUAAAUUAAUUUACAGCCAAAAAAUUCCAUUUUGUUAUCAACAAAGUAAUUUUUGUCACACCUGAGACACUGGGUGUCUAUAUCAUUAACUUCCCCUCACAACUCACCUUACAGAGGACGAGCCAAGGGUUUGCCGUGAUGUGGUUUUGCAGAAAAUUUUAUUUUAAGUUACAGUAUUGUGGCUUUACAAAACCAAGGGUUUGCAGUAUUUAGAAAUUUUCAGGUAAUUUCAAUGUGGUUUGCUGUGUCGUCUUUAUGCAUAUAAUUUCUGUAUGGUUUUGUGGUGUUUGUACCCCCUUAUGACCCACUCCAUCCAGGUAUGACCUCCCCCUUAAGCUCCCCAAAUAAUAAUAAUAAUAAUAAUAAUAAGUUAUUGUACUCUUUCCCCCAAAAGAUUACUAUUUAUUGUGAACUUUUAGAAACUCCCAACAGCCUUUGAUCCAUUCCUUCACUUUGAAAUUGUUGAAAUAAAAUAAAUUGAAAAAAAAAAUACUUGUGACAAUCAAAAAUGGACAGUACACACAGAGAAAUAACUCCAUAUAAGUGCCUACUGUUUUGUUUACUAAUUACAAAGAAAUAAUUUAGAUUCAUGUCUAAAAUUUUGAUGUACUAGUAUUUUUGCUUGUUUUCAGCGUGCCAGUGACACUGCAGUUCUCUUGACCAAAAAUGAGAUCAGGGCAGUAAAAAAGCUAGUUUUUAAGGUUGUACGUACAACCCUGUCUAUUAAAAAGAUGGACACUGACUUCCAUUCCUGUGGUGUGGACCUUGCCUCCGUAUUGGUUUGGGCAAUAAGAGAACAACGUCUGUAUUCUCCAGAUAUAAGCGACCUGAUGGAGUUUAACAUAAAACUUGAUGGACGCUCACUUGGAGGUAAGAAUGGUGACACUUUUAUUGUGAUGCACAAUAAGCCGCGUAUGUGUUUUUCUUAGCACCUACUGUGGCUUAACAAAGAAUUACAUUGAAGUUAUUUUAAAAAAAAUAAUAUGUAUCAUUUCAAUCAUGAUUGAAAAUUUUGGGAAACUUCUCACCUUUUUGAUUGAUUGUAAAGUUAAAUGUUUGUUUGCUACUUUUUAGGCAGGAAUCAAGUGGCUGCUGGGCUUAUGCCUAUAGACUUUGAAAACAAAAGCUCACAAAGUGCCCUUUCUGUGUAUCCAUUGGCUAUUGCCAAUUGUCAGGAAACGAGGUUAUGUGGCCAUCAUUAUAAUUAUGAUAAUACAUAUUUACUCAUCAUCUUUUAACAAACUUGCUGUUGAACCUGUCCUCUGCAUGUACUGAUAAUUAAGUCCUUAAGCUGGUAUAAUGAGUAUGUGGUUAAAUAAACAAGUAGUGCUGCAUGUUGAAAGCAGGAUUAACAUAAUCCAGGAUAAGCAAAAAAUUGAUCCAGGGUGAAACAGCCAUGAGUUCGUAGAAUAAGAGUGGUUUAAAAGUUAUUCCUCCAUCUCUGUUUGUCCUUUCAAUUAGAAGACUGUCAGUGACAGUCUUUAAUCCCCAAGUGUGAAUUAUCAACAAAAAUUAAAUGUGAAUUAUCAACAAAAUUAUUAUUACUAUUAUUAUUUAUAUUACUAUUAUAAAUCAUAUUAUUACAAUUAUCAUUAUUAUUGAAUUAUUAUUAUUACCGGUAAUGUUAUUGAAUUCUUCCCAAUCUUUUCUUUACUUAUUGUAGAGAGGAACUAAGACAACUGAUCUCUAAUUUGAAUGCCCAGAAAGACGAAAUUAAAAAGAAUGGAAUCAUUGUAGAUGGAAAAAAGUACUACAUCAACUUUACAGGUAUUAUGAUAUGGUUCAAAAGUAAAAUGCACUAUUGUACUAUAUAAUGUAAGACAGGCUGCAUAAUUAAUUUGAGCAUUUUACUAUUUGGAAAAUGUGAAUCUCUUAACUAGUCUUCUUAUAGGAGGUGGUUGUUAUUUGUUUUUGCACUGAUCGGAGUAAAUGAAGUGGUACAGUCGACUCCCAAUAACUCGACCCUCCAAGGGAAAUAGCAAAAGGUUCGAGUAAAAUAACAUGGGUAAAAUAACAUUGGAAAAUGACCUGAGAGGAAACGAAAAUUGGUUCGAGUUCUUGGAAGUCGGCUGUCUAACACAAGAAGUGGAUCUUUGAUAGGAUACCAUGUACUGCACAUAGGAAGUAAAUAAAUAAGAGCAAUAAUGACGUUAACUCUUCAUACUGCCACAUUUCAGGUCCAUUUUACUUUCCUUCAUUGUCAUUUUUUCCUGAUGAAAAGUUUUUAUUUGCAGUUACCCUUGACUACAAAGCUCUUCUACUUUUACUGCAAAAGGGUGAUGAUGAAGACUUUCUUCUUGGUGGGAAAGGGUAUGAUGAAUUCUGCGCUUUCUGUGAUGCCAUAAGGGUAAGUAUACGAAAAUAUUUGAGAUUGUUACCCAGAUUUGAUUUGUAUGUCUUAUUUCCCAGUACAUACCUACUUAAAGAUGAUUUCACCCAUGAUUAGCUCCAAAAGGGGAAUUGUUAAAUACCAAUUUUUAAUUAUUCAAAUUAAUGUGUUUGAUCUCCAGGGAUGCACAUGUCAUGGAGUUGAGCCUGAUGAAACCUGCCUUGACUGUUUAAGAUCUAAAGCUAACAUUGGCAGGUAAUUAAGAGAUCAUGUUUUAAGAGUCUGUCUGGUUUCUUGAUCUUCAGAAACAAAUUGCAAUAUCUGUUUUCUGAAUAUGACUAGUUUUUUGAGUAAAAAGAGCAACAACUGCAGCAACAAGUCAAUUCAUACCAAGAACAUGACUGAAAGGAGAGCACAAACAUUCAUGUAGGGAAAAACAGGAGAUAAUGAAAAAAAAAAUGUGAUACGUACCUUCAUUUUCAACAAAUAAAAUUGUAUGUGACAGCAUAACUAUUUCCAGCCCCGUCAAAAUGGCAAUUUUGCCACUUUUAUUGGAGUAUUUGCCACCUACUGAACAUAUUUUUGUUUUAUUGAUAAACCAAACAAGUUUAGGCCUAUAGAAUGCUGCCUGCUUUAGUUUGCUUACCUAAAUACUGUAAAACAUUUUGACCAGGCUAGUUGCUGUCAUGAUUUUACAGAUUGAGGAAUGGUGUUGUGUAAUUUAAUCUUAAGGCCUACAGGUCUAAGAGAUGACCUCACAUUUCUGUUGGAAGAAGAGCUCAGCAACAUCAAUCUUUGUUCAUUGCAUUGCGAGAUGCGUAACUGUGAGCAGCUUCUGGGCUCACUGGGACUGUUUGCUCACCGUGUUGGCUCUUUGGACUCUCUCAAUAAAGCCUUGUCUGACCAUGGGCCAGAAAGCUGCAAAGGCUUCCCUCGGGUGACAGUUAAACUAAAACCUGGCCAGCAAACAGAAGUGGAGAGGCACAACAUCAAAGUAGCAUCCUUUUCAGGUUGGCUUACUGAAAAUUUGCUGCAGUUGUUCUUUAAUAGGGACCAAUUUUUUUUUAAAUUUACAUGAUUUCUGAUAACUUUUAGAGAAGAUUAUUUACUUUUUCAAAAAAGAAAACUGCUGCCAACCGUCUUAUAUUUCAGUAACGACAGUCUUGUAAUGCAUAUAAUAAUUUGACCCAGCCUCAAUAUUAUUAGACAUGUAACAUGUCUUUCUGAUAAAAAUUUGCUGCAGUUGUUCUUUAAUAGGGACCAAUUUUUUUUUAAAUUUACAUGAUUUCUGAUAACUUUUAGAGAAGAUUAUUUACUUUUUCAAAAAAAAAAACUGCUGCCAACCGUCUUAUAUUUCAGUAACGACAGUCUUGUAAUGCAUAUAAUAAUUUGACCCAGCCUCAAUAUUAUUAGACAUGUAACAUGUCUUUCUGAUACUUAGACAAUGUUUUGUGAGUGAAGGAGAAACAGAGAAGAACUCCUCAGUAUUUGAAAAUCCAGCUCAAAACCAUUAAUGUAAAUGAGAAACACAUUUCAGGGUUGUCUUGUUUGAAAACUGGCAAGUCGACUACGACAUCAACAAGACGACUUAGUAGGAAAUGGUCCUACAUGUAUAUACAUAUAUUAGUACACUGUCUUAAAAAAUUUAAACCUGUUGUGAUAGUCUGAUAUUAUGGGUUUUGUAAAUUCAUCACAUUUUUGUUAUAAUAAUAAUAAUAAUAAUAAUAAUAAUUAUUAUUAUUAUUAUUAUUAUUUCUUUUGUUUUUAAUAUUGUUAUUAAAUUCACUAAAUUUCAUGGUUGUUUUACAGGAUCAUUUGAAAGAGAAGUUCUCAAGCAUUUUGAGACCAUUGUGGAGAGAUCACUGCCAGUGGACAAAGUAACAAAUUAUUACCAACAGUGCCCUGGUUCUGGAAAGCAACUUAUCUUAGAUUAUGUCACAUUCUUUGAAGAGCGAAAAAUGGUUGGUGCACCAUGGACAACAUUUAAUGUGAUGACAAUGCAAUGAUCAUGUCAAUCGUUAAACAGCUUCUGCCAUUGUUUUGUCAUUACACCCUCUUUGCCACCUUUACAUGACUUUGUUACAAAUUAAGCUGGCAGUCUUUCUGUCUUUUUCUUCAUCAAAAGAACAUGGUAUCUUAAGAUGUUUCUGCCUGUUCAUGAUCUUUAAUAUUGUUGGCUUCUUUUCCCUUUACAGCUGGAUAUGUGCUGACCACUCAUGAUUAAAGUAUUAGUUUCCAUGCUUUUUUUACUAUUAAGUUGUCUAAUUUUUUGCAGUACAUCACUGACCUGCUGGAAUGUGGAGAAAUAACUCGUGAUUAUGGUGUUAAACAGGAAAUGGCUAAAAUUGAGGAAAAUAGUGGUAAGAAUUUAAAAAUCUUAAAUGGUAUCUGGAUUUGCAGCACUACAGCAGUGGGGCUCUACAUAUCACUUAAUCAGUUAAGUGACUUAAUUAUAUUACUUUCUGGCAAGGGUUCAACUUGUUCAUAAAAAUAUUUUAACAAGUUCCUGCAUGUGUUAAUUUUUAAAGGGAAUAACAUUGAAACAAAUUUACACACAUUAAUUAUUUUAGAUUUUGAAAAGUUUCUAACCAGUCGAAGAGAAGAAUGGGAGACAAGACAAAAGGAGGUUGAGGCAAAGUUCCUGGAGUUAAGUAGUUUGUCAGAUAAACUUGCAGCUGUUCCAAGUGAGCCUAAGAAGAGGAAGAGGAAAGCAAAAUCAGAUAAUUGCCCUCAAGUGCAGCAAGAUCCUUUUGCAUCCUAUGCAGCUGAACUUCAAGUUUGUUUUUUCAGAAAGGUAAUUUUAUAUUAUUAAUCAAUUUUUAUAAGGUUUUUUAUUAUUGUGUGCUGUUAAUACUUUCAUUUUUCAACAAAAUUUAUUUUUUUUCUUGAUUCAUAAAUCCAGAUCAAGCACUCUCAUCAUUAUUAAUUUAUUGGUUUGCAAAAUUUACUUCCUUUAAUUUUUUGGUCAGCAUUGUAACAUGGAAUUGUUUGCCUCUCAGUCAUUGUCAUUUUGUUUUCGACCUGUGCACUGGAAUUAAAUCAAAGAGUGAUCAACCAGAAAACAAAACUUGAAAUAAAUAUGCAUUUAAAAAUGCCUCCCUGGAAAUUGACUUAAGAGUGCAGUACUUUUGUUAGAGAUUGUAUGUAAAGGUUCUGCAUUUUUGGAAAUAUUCCUCUUUCAUUUUCCAAAAAGGUCUGCAGUGACUGGAGGGAUAUUGCGUUGACGAUCCGUGACAAAGUAUUUGCUGAAGAUGAAGAACAGCUUAUUGAUAUACAUGAUGUUAAGGUGAGCUGUUCUGUGAUUUAUUUUGGUAAUAUAAUUUCUGAUCUGUGAUAUGUGUAAUAAUGUACGUUGCAGCAUAGAACUGUUUUUUUUUUCCUUAUUUUUCGAACCUAUUGUCCACUGUAACUGUUUUUUUUUGGGGUACUUUAUUAAAAAACUUUUUUUUUAAAUUUUUUAGUGUAAAGAGUGGGGGUUCCUUUUAAAAAAGCUAUUUGGCAUGCAUCUUGGCACAGGGGACUAUGGCCACCUGGUUAUUGAUCACAGUGCAAUGCUGCUGCGCAAUUUCCGUUCACUGUACAAGUAUUCUGGGCAAGGUUUUGAGUCGUCCCACAAACUACACCGUAAUCUGUACUCAAAGGCAACCAAUCAUGAUUCAUCUGCACCAGGACAGUCAUGUAAGACUUAGAUAGUCACAUUAACAAGCUUUAGUUCAUGUUUUUGUAAUUGUAGUUUUCCUUUUCAUUUUGUAACUUUCCAUUUAUUUUGUAAUAAUGUACUCAUCAUCAUUUUCGAGUUAUGUUAAUGUCAACUUACAAAACUAAAGCUGGGGAGCCUUAAUUAACAUAAGCUUCAUAGUUUUGUCUAGGCCUCCUUGCCAUUGUUAUCUCUAUUCUUCUUAUUCUUCUUAUAUUAAUAUAUGUUAUUGUAGUGCAGCAAAAUAAAAAUAAACAAAUAAAUAAACAAAUGUUUAUGCCGCUUUUAUGUUAUAUGUAGCAAUUUGUAAACAUUUUUUAAAUGAACACAUUAGGCCACAAUGCCCACAUGUCUUCAUGGGCAGUUGUUACACGUGCUUACAAAAUGCGACAACAAAUUUGAGUGCCUCAUUAAAGGGAAGCUUUUGAUUCGUAAGCUCAAACCCACCUUACAAAUUUUGUAAUUAAAGGUAUCUAAAAAGAAAAUUUACAUAUAGUAAAAAUUUCACACUAAUUGCUCUUUUUGUAUAUAUCAUUUCAGUGGAUCAAAUUCUUACCCACUGGUUUUCAACCAUGCUGUUGUCAUUAAGAUAUACUUUUCGUGAAGCCAAGAACUGCAUUAUGCUUGGUGAGUUUGAUAUGCAUUUUGAUGCCUGGUGAUGGUAAAGAUGACAAAUAUAUAUGUUGUAGUUAAUUUUUUAUCUCAGGUAACUUUUAUUUUUCUUUUGUUUUUGGGUAUGUUAAUGUAUGCUAAUGAAGUUUGAACAAAAGAAAAAUAAAAAUUACCUGAGAUAAAAAAUUAACUACAACAUAUAUAUAUCUGGACAAACCUUCAAAUAGUCUAAUUGAGUAAUAUUUUGCACUUAAAAAAAAAGUUCUUUAUUAAUUUUUAUAAAUGUUGUAAUACUAAUAUUGUUUGGGCACAAAUGCAACAGAUUAAAUGCAAGGAUCAUAAUUAAUUUAUCUGCAAUCAUUAUAUCCACAUGUCAAAAUCAUUUCAUGAUAAAUUAAGAAAAUUAUACUUACCCUUCACAUUUCAUUCCUCCCUCCUAGAAAGCAUAUCAUCCAUCAUGACAUUGUGCGAAGACAGUAAUUUGCUCAUUAUGUUUCAUUCCAUUUGCUUUAGGAAAGAAAAAGUUCUCCUUCCGUGGAUCUGGAUGGAAGGCAAUUAGCACUGCCAACUGGUCCCAGGAGCAUAAGGAUUGGAUUUUAACAAUAGACAAUUUGUUUACUCAGCUAUUGGGUGAAGACUUCUUGAGGUAUGUUUAUGAUAAAGACAAGGGAACAAGUGUUGAUGAACACAUUCUUUCAACCCUUGUUGAUUACAAUCAUGAUCAGUGGGAGAGUGAAUAUUUAAGCCAGCCAACAACAGCAAUGCAAGACAUGCCUUCAAAGGGUCAUGGUCCCAAACAUCCUACACAGGAUACUUCCCAAAAACCUCCCAAAAAGAUCUGCCUUGAAAAUGAAACCUCCCAAAAGAAGGUUAUUAUCCUAGAUGAAGAUGACACUGAGGAGGCAAACUGCUCCAACAAUGGCAGUGAGAUCAACUGUCUUCUGCCAUAUCUACAGCAUCCACUAGAGCUGAACUAGCUGCACUAGCCACUUUAAUUCCCCCAGUAUCCUCUUUUACUGGUUCCCUAUCCCCAAUGCUUGGUCAAGGAGCUGGUAGUGAUUUGUUAUUUACAAAUCCCUUCUGUGUGGUUCAACGUCCAUGCCAAGCAGUCAUUGAAAGAGCUGAAGCUCUCCUAACAGAUGAAAGGAAAAAAGGUAACAGUCCAUUUGGUGUUGUUAUACCAGGGCUAGGCCAGUUCUCUAAACAAGGCUUGAGAAUUCUGAAAAAGUUUUGUGCUAUUUCUGAAACAAAACACAAGGUAUCUUCAGAAGCUAGGUGGCUCAGUGAUGUAAAUUGCACACAAAGAGAGCUGGAAUGUCUUCAAACAGUUUUAUGGAACAAACCAACAGGAAGUCGAAUUCUGGUAUGUGACCACAAGGCUAUUGAUGUCCUUUCUUUCUCAGAUCUUACUGAAGAAAGGUACAUUGAUAGCUUUGUUAUUGAUGUUUCCAUAAGCAAAUACAUUGAAGAAAGCUACUUAAAAGGGCAAGAGGACACAUUGUAUUUACCAACUGAUAUUUUCCAGUGGAUGCAGGUCCAAGACAAAGGUUUCAAACUUAGGAAGUUAAAAGAGAGGGCUUCCCAGGUUGCUCUGUUUGAGAAUGUGUGUCAAAUAUUGGUGCCUGUCUUCAUGGUGAACCACUGGGGCCUUAUCUAUGUCAAUUUUUCUGAUAAACAUUUGUAUUUUGAUGAUGGGCUUACCUCUGUGGUGCCUCAAGUAGCCCUUCCAUUGGUCAAAGAUGCUUUGGGUCUCCUUCUUGAAUUAUUCCCUGGUCACCCUUCCCUACAAACAAAGUUUUGGCACUCCAUCGAAGGCUUUGUGCGAUUUGGAAUGCCUUCACAGUUGCCCAUUGAUGGUAAAAUGAUUGGUGUUGGCAGUUGUGGGAUUGGGGUCAUCAUGGCUGCCAGAGACUUCAUCAGGAAUGGACCAGCAACUGUCAACAAUAUCAAGUGGAGAUAUUCCAACAUGGAUAACCACAGAAAGGAACUAAUGUUGCAGAUCCUUAGAUGGGCUGGAUAUGAUUGUUAAAUCUCCCAGAA
This is a messenger RNA of Porites evermanni, 9284 nucleotides long. The record is from the annotation of a GenBank genome assembly. NCBI's taxonomy places the organism in Eukaryota, Metazoa, Cnidaria, Anthozoa, Scleractinia, Poritidae.